This is a messenger RNA of Xiphias gladius (swordfish), 2512 nucleotides long. Its product is annotated as cytohesin-1-like. Gene Ontology annotation, biological process: regulation of ARF protein signal transduction. NCBI's taxonomy places the organism in Eukaryota, Metazoa, Chordata, Actinopteri, Istiophoriformes, Xiphiidae. The coding region runs from base 500 to 1519 and encodes 339 amino acids. The transcript has 12 exons. Gene Ontology annotation, molecular function: guanyl-nucleotide exchange factor activity. The record is from RefSeq and is a predicted model, not a curated record.
AACUCAAACCCAAUCGUCCUCAUCCUCACAUAGCUGCAGGCCUGCUCCCCUCCUCUCCCCUCUGCUGGAAUGAGUGCAUGAGGGAUUAAAGAGGCAGGGAGGCUGGUAUACAGGACCACAGGAUUGGGAUUGGAAAGAUCAGACAUGACUGGAUUAUUACUGUACUGUUGGAGCUUUUGGCUUUUUUGUACUGGAAUUGGUGACUAAGGUAGAGAUGUGGACUCUGGAGCAGGAGUGAGAAUCAAACCUUGACUAUUGAAAACUACAGAAACUGAGUGUUUUCGGCUGCGGUUGGACUACUGAGUCUGGUGUUGAAGCCACUCAGCACACUGAAGCUUUCUCUGUGCCUGAUGACCUCAGUCCAGAGGAGAGACAGGAGCUGGAGAGCAUCCGGCGUAGAAAACAAGAGCUCCUGCAGGACAUACAAAGACUGAAGGAUGAGAUAGCAGAGGUGACCAGCGAGAUUGAAAACCUGGGCCUGACUGAAGAGAGGAAAAGCAUGCAGAGGAAUAAACAGAUGGCCAUGGGCCGAAAGAAGUUCAACAUGGACCCCAAGAAGGGGAUCCGUUUUUUGAUGGACAGCUCCCUGCUGAAAAACACCAGCGAUGACAUUGCCCAGUUUCUCUACAAGGGGGAGGGGCUUAAUAAGACAGCGAUUGGGGACUACCUGGGGGAGAGAGAUGACUUCAAUAUCGAGGUUUUGCACGCCUUCCUGGAGUUACACGAGUUCACGGACCUGAACCUGGUACAGGCUCUCAGGCAGUUCCUGUGGAGCUUCAGGCUGCCCGGCGAGGCUCAGAAGAUCGAUCGCAUGAUGGAGGCGUUCGCCCAGCGAUACUGUCACUGUAACCCCGGAGUGUUUCAGAGCACAGAUACCUGUUAUGUGUUGUCGUUCGCCGUGAUCAUGUUAAACACCAGUCUACACAACCCAAACGUGAAGGACAAACCCUCUGUUCAGAGAUUCACAGCGAUGAACAGAGGUAUCAAUGAUGGAGGUGACCUGCCGGAGGAGCUCCUCAGGAACCUGUACGACAGCAUCAAGAAUGAACCCUUCAAGAUCCCAGAGGAUGAUGGGAACGACCUCACACACACCUUCUUCAACCCCGACAGAGAAGGAUGGCUUCUGAAACUCGGAGGGGGACGAGUCAAGACCUGGAAGAGACGCUGGUUUAUUCUCACAGAUAACUGCCUCUACUACUUUGAAUACACCACUGAUAAGGAACCCAGAGGAAUUAUUCCCCUGGAAAAUCUGAGUAUCAGAGAAGUUGAUGACUCCAAGAAACCGAACUGCUUCGAGCUCUUCAUUCCCAACCACAAAGAUCAGGUGAUCAAGGCCUGUAAGACGGAGGCAGAUGGUCGCGUCGUCGAGGGAAACCACACUUUUUACAGAAUCUCCGCCCCGACCGCAGAGGAGAAGGAUGUGUGGAUCAACAGCAUCAAGGCUGCCAUCAGCAAAGACCCCUUCUACGAGAUGCUGGCUGCUCGGAAGAAGAAGGUCUCGUCUCUGAAGGGGCUGUAGAGCUGCCGAGGAGUAAACAUUGAAAUAACGAGCACAGACUGGAUAUGGACCUGAUAUUCCUGCUGCUGCAGUGACACUUGGACCUGGUUCAGAGGAGUCAGCUUUUAAAGAGGCUCUUCCUUCGGCACCAACACCCUGCUCUUUACAGGUUUGACCCUCUGUUGAAUGUUUCAUUUCCCAUCUACAGAUGAAACGAUUCAGUCAUAAACUUUUUUUUUUUUUUUUUAAAUCCUCAAACAUCUUAACAUCUCAACAUUUCGAAACCCAUACUUCUGCAGUACUGUAACCGCGCUGUGCCCUCUGGGUAAGACUCCCACUCCUCUUCAGAUCUGCUAAAAUUAGGUGUCUGAUUCACCUCAGAGCCACUUAAUACAGACUGUUUGAGUUUGGUGAAACAUUUCAUAGGAAGGAAAAUGUGAAGAGGAGAGCGGGAAAUGUUUUCAGUCAGAUUGGUAAUGUAAUCAGUGUGUAAAACUGAAACCUAAAUAAUGGUGGUGAGGAAAAGGACAACUUGCUUAUUUUUGAUUAAAUCCUUUCUACAUCUUGCACAAUACAGUACACAUUACAGUGGCAAGAGUUAUGAUAAAAUGCUGGACAGUUACAGUAGGGACCAUAUACUGUUCAUUAGUGUGAUUCAGAUACAUUUCUAAAAUCAUACGCUUUAGUUAGUUUACAACCAAUCUCUGUUUUGAUCAGUUGAAGCCUCUUUUCUAGACAGGGAUUAAACCUGGUCCUUGACUGAACUAUAAUGAAGAUAUGAACUGGAAGAACAUCUUUAGUUUGGUGUGGUAUUAGUCCUUGUCUGGGUUGCUGGACUUAAGUGUUUUGUUCGUUGCCAUAUAAAUGCUUUUUGUUUUUUUUUCUAAGCCUGUUUUCUUACUGCUGUUGCUCUUCCGUCAAAGCACUGUUACUGGAAAAGAAGGCAAUGCAUAAACAGCUAAAUAUUUAUUUAUCCAGAUUACUUGUAAUUUAUUGUUUUCAGUUUUUUUUUCU